Peromyscus californicus insignis is the source of this 6886-nucleotide messenger RNA. It is a transcript of the gene Elp4, whose product is annotated as elongator acetyltransferase complex subunit 4. NCBI's taxonomy places the organism in Eukaryota, Metazoa, Chordata, Mammalia, Rodentia, Cricetidae. Bases 8 to 1309 code for a protein of 433 amino acids. Gene Ontology annotation, cellular component: elongator holoenzyme complex; cytoplasm; transcription elongation factor complex. The transcript has 11 exons. Gene Ontology annotation, biological process: tRNA wobble uridine modification. The record is from RefSeq and is a predicted model, not a curated record.
CUUCAAGAUGGCGGCGGCAGCUACCUGCGGCGCGGGCGUCCUCAGCUCUGGGUGUGUGGCACCCGCAGCCGGCCAGAGCGGCACCAGCAGCUUCCAGAGGAGGAGCAAGGCCUCUGGGACUGACGGAGGUGGCCCUCGGCUGCUGUCCAUUGCGGGCACGCGACCGUCGGUGCGGAAUGGACAGCUGCUGGUGUCAACCGGGCUCCCAGCCCUGGACCAGCUCUUAGGUGGAGGUUUAGCUGUUGGAACAGUUCUUCUGAUUGAAGAAGAUAAAUACAAUACUUAUUCGCCUUUGCUCUUCAAGUAUUUCCUGGCAGAAGGAAUCGUCAAUGGGCAUACUCUGUUGGUUGCAUCUGCCAAAGAAAAGCCUGCUGACAUUUUACAGGAACUCCCUGCACCACAACUUGAUGAUAAUGGUAAAAAAGAGCUUGAUGAUGCACAUAAUUCUCAAACACCAGACGCAGAUGUUAACAUGAAAAUAGCCUGGCGAUACCAGUUUCUACCCAAGAUGCAGGUUGGACCAGUGUCAUCUUCACGAUUUGGUCACUAUUAUGAUGUAUCAAAAAGGAUUUCUCAGGAGCUUCUAGGGAGUUCAAAAUGGCAUGGAUUCUUCCUUCCAGAACACAUAACUUCAGAACUUAAGGGAGAAUCCUGUUCUUUGUCCCGAGGCUAUAUGAAGCUGCUUCAGUUCAUCCAGAAUGUCAUUUAUACUGAAGGAUUUGAUGGUUCUAAUCCCCAGAAAAAACAGAAAAACAUUUUAAGAAUAGGAAUUCAGAACCUUGGCUCACCGUUAUGGGGAGAUGACAUUUGCUGUACAGAAAACUGUGACAACAGUCUCAGGCUUACCAAGUUCCUCUACGUUCUCCGUGGCCUUCUAAGAACCUCACUGUCAGCCUGUAUCAUCACAAUGCCAACGCAUCUGAUCCAGAAUAGAGCAAUUACUACUCGUGUGAGAAAUUUGUCAGAUACAGUAGUUGGUCUGGAAUCUUUUAUUGGUUCAGAGAGCGAAACCAACCCAUUAUAUAAGGAUUAUCAUGGUUUGAUCCAUAUACGGAAGAUUCCUCGGCUUAAUAAUUUGACUUGUGAUGAAUCGGAUGUCAAAGACUUAGCUUUUAAGUUAAAAAGGAAGCUGUUCACCAUUGAGGAAUGUUACCUUCUGUGUCUUUUCACAUCCUCGCGACUGCAUUUGCCUCCAGACUUGUCAGACACAGUGAGCCGUUCAAGCAAACAGGAUCUGGCAGACUCCGCCACGCUGCUGGGCCCAGGCUGUGGCAUGAUGGCCGGAGGCAAGAAGCACCUGGACUUCUAGGGAAUCCUCCUUAGUAACUGCAUGCGGAAUUAUCUGACACCCUAAUUAUGAUUGCAAAUAGCUUAUGUAAAUAUUUUUCUUAAUGAUUUGACCCUCCAGUCUUUGAAAAACAUGGGAUUUCAAACGGAGUCACCGUUCUUCAGUUUGGGUUGUUUCAUUGUUUGUUUUUUCCACCAAAUUUUGUACAAAAACAAUAGAGCAGAAAUACCAUCAUUUGACAUUUAGCUGCUGUUGUGUAUUUUAAAAUACUAAUUAAUUUUUAAAUAAACACCAAAAAAAUUCCCCAAAAUAUGAUGUGCCUUAGAGUGGUCAUUGGUUCAUGUGGACUGGAGCGAUGGAGUGAUGGUGUCAUGAAUGAUGGUGACAGACAUGCUCACCCACAGAGUAUAGAACAGGAAUUCAAGUUGUGUGGGAUACAUUGCUCUGUGUUUCUGAAGAAGUCACCAAAAACUGCUAAGCCUUUUUUAAAGAAUGUUCUGUUUGCAUUUGUGCAUCCUGCUAUUUCAAGUGAUGAAGACCAAACAGCCGUAUUUGGGGGAUUUUGUCUUAAUUAGCCCACACAAUAGUACACACAGAGCCUGAUGGACUGCACAAAAAUAGCUGGGUGGACUGCUGUUCUAAAGUUCUAAAUAAUUGACAUCAGUUCUGUGAAAUUAUUUCAACAGACAGAAUUCAAGAUUGAAAUUCAAGCUGGCAGCUCCACUAAUGCUGGGGUCCCAAAGAUGUGUCCUGAAGCCCGGUGAGCAGGUUACAGAACGAGGGUCUAAGACACGUGAAAACCUGAAAGGAACUCAGACUUCCAUUGUGUCACCUCAACCCGUUGUUGACCACGAGCAUUGGCUGAGCAUGCUAAUGAAUCUCUAACCAUGUAACAUGUCUUGGGAACACAGCAUAUGGAACAAGUUUUCAUAGCACGCACUAGGGUUUGGUGUCAUAGGUCCAUAUUUUUGAAGGGUUUGACAAAUCAUAGGUACAAAGUGAAAGUUAAAAGGCAACUUGCAUGUAUUUAAAGACUCAAGUUUUUUAAAAAGAUGUUUAACAUCUGUUGGCAGAAAUCGAGUUUCCAAAAUACAUUUUCAAAUAAAUUAGAAUAUUUUGAAGCACCUUUAACUAACAUUUUAAGCAGUUUCCUUUUAAUAUACCACAAAUUAUACUCUAUUUGCUCUUGACAACAUUGUAGAAAACAAAGACUAGGUUUUUAAAACUGUCUAACCAAUAUGAUGAAUGUCAGUCACUUAAAAAAAAAAGCCCACUGUAGCAUAAACACACACUGUAUACAGCUCUUAUUCAGAAUUAGAAUAAUUGAAUCAAUGACAGUGAUUUGCCAGGAUGUCAAAUCUCUCCAUCAUACCCUGUCACUACCAGUUUAUUUUUUGUGAUAAAAUCAAAAAGACAACUAUUUUGUCACCACGACUUCAUUAGCACUAAAAAAAAAUCAAGUUGAUUCUUUUUUUUUUUUUUUUUUAGAAUGUCUGGUUUAUUUUUUUCAUACCUUUUAAUUCUAAAGACGCAAAUUCUUCCCCAUUUUCUUUUCAAAAUAAAGUUUCAGAAUUGAUCUGUCAGUUAAAAUUAAAGGGCUUUUAUAUUGAGGAGAGGUACUUUUAAGAUUUAAAACAACUUCAAAAAAUUGAUUUCCUCCCUAGAUAAUAAAUCAUGCUGCACAGGUGUCCACAAAAGCCCAGCUGUCCUUUAACAGAUAGUGAAUAAACUGAAGUGAAUGUUUGAUUGUUAUAAUAACUAACCUUUCUCUUACCCUGUUGUGACUCAUUUUACACAAACACACAACAGCACAAUUAUAUGGCUUUUGACUGGAAAGAAAGUGUGAAGCCAUCAGAUAAGUAAAUUGCUUACAAAAUACUUAAUAGAUCAUUGGUUUGCUUUGCUUCUUGGCUAUAGCUAUAAAAUUAACAGUCAACUACUAGUAGAUAUGCACUUUACAAAUAGAUAAAUGCCCUAGAAAUUGAGUAAGCAUAUUUGAACCCUUAGUUUAAACAGAAAUUAAACUUUUCAAACUCUUAAAUAAAUAGAGUAGCUGGCUUUCCAAAAAUACUACAUCCACCACUUUGUUUCUCAGAUUUCCUCAGCAUAUUUUAAUAAUAAUAAUAAUAAUGAUGAUGGUGAUGAUGAUAAAGCUACUGAUAUUGGAAAGAGAUGUAUGGUGCUAUUUUCUUUUGUUUUCCUCUGAUAAAAACCCAUUCUAAAAAUAUGUCUUUCUUCAUCUGGAAAUUAUUCUCUAUUACCCCAAUAACUUCCUACAUGAAACUAUUGUUUUUCAAAUGCUAACAUAUAAUAUAUCUCUAUAUAUUAUAUGCUACUGUAUAUAUGCAUGUACUUCUAAUGUAUUAUGAAAUGUAUACUCUAUUCAUAGAUUUUUACUUGUCUGGAAUAUAAAUACUUAACAUUGUCAAAUAGAAUAUCUGUAAUAUCUCUAUAUCUUUUCAAUGUUUCCAGUGCGUGAACCCCAAAGCCCUUUGUGGUAGUCCUAAUCCUUGUGCUAGAUCUGCCUUUCUUUAACAUGAGGUCAAUAUUUUGACUCCUGUAGAUUGCUCAGGUAUAGGGCUCUGAGACUCUCUGGAUUUCUUGUUAAUAGCCACUGAAUGAGAUCACUUUUCUUAUCUUGUUUUCAUUUUUCUUAUCUUGUUUUUUACUUAUUUUUUAGCACUAUGCCCAGGACUUUCCUGUACUAACACCAGAACAGAUGAAAAUGCUUCAAAAGCAAGGGGUAUUCUGCUGUUGAUUCCCUGUCUUUUCAUUUCAAUGAAUGGGACAUACGCAUACACCUACAGCAAGGGUGUGUGGGGAAACCCAUAUCGAUUAAGACCAUUAUUAAUGUCAUCUCUAAGACAUCAUGUUACUAUGUUCCGAAGAUAGUCACCAUUAGCAGUAUUCGAAUUAAGCAAUAUAAACUCUAAAGAUUUACACUUUGAACUUGAAAUAUGAGCAGUUUAGUCAUGUAUGACCAAGGCCAAAAAAAAGUUAUUGAAAAUCAGAAUAAUGUGUAUUUGCCAUCAAUCAAAUCAAUAUAGAGACUACCUCCUCAAGAAAAAGACACUUUUUCUGGAGAGCAUUAAGGCCCAGAACACGAAGACAUGAAUGGAGAUGAUCAGUGCUAUCCUGUGACAGCAAAUGCUUGCAGAACAAAGCUAAGUGUUAAUACCAUAGAUGUAAUUUUUAGGAAACCCAAUGAUCUUUCAUUUAAGCAGGAAGAGGAGAUGAUGUAAGCACCGUUGAGAAGCCAGUUGUUCACCACCAUGUAAGAGUUGUUGGAAGGUACAGCUUUGGGGGAGGGGAAAUCCUUGGAAUUUCAUCGAAGUACAAAGCAAAGUUGUUUUCACCUACAGCAAUGGUUCUCAACAUGUGGGUCGAGACCACUUUGGAAGUUGAAUGACCCUUUCACAGGGUUCAUUCCUGCAUAUCAGAUAUUUAUAUUGCAAUUCGUAACAGCAGCAAAUUACAGUGAUGAUAGAGUAACAGCCAUAAUAAAAUUAUGGCUAGGGAUGGGUCACCACAACCUGAGGAACUGUAUUGAAGGGUCGCAGCAUUAGGAAGGUUGAAAACCACUCAUCUAGAGUGAUUGAACUCUCCAUUCACCUGAUGUCCCUAAGUCAGUCAAACCUUGAGAUAAAAUGUAAGCUGUUUGCACAGAGGAUGUCAUAAAACUUGGUCUUUGUCCUGGAAAAUGGCACUAAAACAUCUCUGCAGAUUUUCCAUUGCCAAAUCUAUAAAUAUACCUGUCAGUGAAUCAACAAAUGAAAAUGAUUACUGGGAGUUAAAAGCCAAUUCCCGGGCACUGGGACCACACAGCCUAGGAUACAGACAGCUAGCUCAUCUCUCUAGGGUGCAUGCGGGCAGAAGGCAAGGCUGUUCUUAUCCUGUUCAACUAGAGGCUUCCACAGCUGAGCAUCCCCCCUUCAGGAUCUGCCAGGCUGGGCCACUGCGCCCUGGCAGUCUUGACCCUCUGAGGACUUGUAUACGUGCCCAACUGCACACAUCCAGACCCUCAGUUCUCACAGCACUCUCAGAUCUUACACCCAGAAUUCCAUGUGCUGUUGUUCUCUGUAGUCUGUGUGCUCUACUCAGCAGAGCCAUGGGCCAGCCCGGGCUGCCUGACCCCAGCCAAAAUCACAGCCACUUGGAAACUGCUCUUUUUUUUUUUUUCUGAGGAAGAAGUAAGGCAGCCAGCAGUGGCUGCAACAUAGCCCUUUUCUGACAGUUCCCUCAGCACACAUCCCUCAGGGAAUGGAGGCUGCAAAAUGUCAGGAGGUGGAAAUGUCUACAAGGGCCAUUGUACCAAUAGUGUAUAUAUAGGUGCCAGCAGGCAGUGCAGGCUGACAUGGACAGUGACCAAAAGCACACACACAAAAAUGGCAAGCCAGUUAGAAUGGCCUCUCCAAACAUAAAGUAACUCUGCUAGACUAAAACCGAUAGACCUAAGUGACCUGUCUGGAAGUAAGACCUUAAGUACCAAAUGAGAGAUGUUGAACUGCAGGGUCAUAUUGAAAUCCUCAAAUCAUUUAUUUCUUAUCAUUUGCCUUUGGGGGUUAAAAAAAAAAUCAGAGUUCAAAUCCAUGGAAGUGUCUUUUCCCCCAGACAUUUCUCCAUGUUUAAAUAUUUUUAAUCCAGACGGUCAGGGCCCACACACGCACACAUUUUUCACUGAAGUUUACUGGAGAAAAUACAUCUACUUUGACUUAAGUGUUGCACAGAACAGACAGAAAAUAACAGGCAGGCCUUUCUCUAACCAACAAAGGCUUAUCUCGUUUUUUUCCAUCCACUGUUGGGCUCAGGCACUCCUGCCCUGCGUGCUGCCACUUUAAGCAUGAUCAGAUCUGUGCUCCUUUGCAAAUAACAACUGACCAACAAUGGGCCCUGCUUCGUAGAUUUGGGAAUGUUUGGCUUAAGCUGCCAGUGACUGAAGGCCUUGAACUCCCACCGGCCAGUCGCAGUCUGCUUUGUUGUUGUCUGUUGAUGUGUCUGUGCUCAUUAUUCCUCGACAUGCAACAGUCCCCCUCCACCCUCCAACCAUCCACAGAGGCACAGAAAGCACGACUCAGAUGGGAACAGCUUUGUAGGGGGGCAGUGAGACAGGAUGCCUCUUGUGAAAGGGGAGGGAGACAGGACAGGGAGAAGGGUUAUCUGAGAGAGGCAACAGCUUGUAGAAAGUCUCCUUGAAGAACUCAACCUUUGAAUAUACUUCAGUGAAAUUACUGUGGAGAUUGGCUGCCCAGUUUGAAAAUGCCAGCUUCAAUUCAAAACAAAACUCCUAGUGAAUCACUUGUUGCGUUUUUUUAAAAUUAUUUCUACACUUUGAGCUUUUAAAUGAAAUAAAUGGAUAAACUGGAAAUAUUGCCAUUUUUCUGCACAUGUUGUGGGAUGCAAGUCCACACAACUGUAAGUGAUUUUUCUUUCCCCUGAUACGUUGCCAACUUCUGAUGUCUGUAAAACAUCAGGCUAUAAAAUGGAGUGUGUGUGAACCUAAGCAUUGAUUUAGGAUGUUAACCUAAUGGGAAAACAAAAUUUGUAACACCACACUAUAAGGUUAAAAAGAAAAUAGUGUAAUAAAGAAAAUACAAAGGC